Parnassius apollo (apollo) is the source of this 1242-nucleotide messenger RNA. Lineage: Eukaryota; Metazoa; Arthropoda; Insecta; Lepidoptera; Papilionidae. The record is from the annotation of a GenBank genome assembly.
AUGACCCGAAACCUCCAAGUAGUUACUUGGAAUGCCAACGACUUGACGGAAAGAUGUCAAGAAUUAGAAACUUUUCUCAGAACAGAGAUGAUUGACAUAGCACUAAUCUCUGAAACAAGAUUCACACCGCAUCCAAUCAUCCAACUGGGAACAGCCAUGGAGGAACAGCAAUACUCAAAUGAACUCAAAGCUCUUAUCAGCACCCUAGAAAAUGCUAAUAUUCAACACUAUCUCUCAAAUCUAGAUCCAACGAGAGACACAAACUACUCACUAUGGAAGGCUACCAAGAAUCUAAAGCGCCCGAAAAACCGUACAUUACCUAUCAAUGAUGAAAAAGGAGGUUGGGCUAGAUCAGAUAAAGUAAAGGCAACAAUCUUUGCGGAACAUCUGAAAACAGUUUUCCAACCACUCCCCGAAAACAAUCCCGAACACACUAUGGAAAUCAAAGAAUACCUCGAAUCAGCGAAUCAAAUGUGUUUACCACUAAAAAGUACCAGCCCAAAAGAAAUUGUGGAAGAAAUAAGGAACCUCAAGGAUGGUAAAGCACCCGGCUAUGGCCUGAUUGAUGCCACAUUACUUAAAAAUCUGCCUCAUAAAGCAGAUAUCCCAAAAACUGACUACACCACGACUGCGACAUACGUUGAUGAUAUGGCACUUCUGUCAGAUCAUAGAAAUCCAGAAACGACAUCAUCACAGCUGCAAAACCACCUGACAGUUGAGAGGUGGCUGAAGCAUUGGAGAAUAAAAGCCAAUGAGAACAAAUCGGUACAUGAAACGUUUACUCUUAGGAGAGAAACAUGUCCACCGGUAACGCUAAAAUGUAAAGUUAUCCCUCAAGAAAAUAACGCAAAAUACUUGGGCAUGCACCUAGACUGGAAACUUACAUGGCAAAAACAUAUUUGGACAAAGCGCAAACAACUAGAUGGAAAACUGCGGACACUGAACUGGUUACUGGGACGCAAAUCACAACUAAAUCCUAACAGCAAGAUGCUAGUGUACAAAACCACCAUAAAACCAAUCUGGACUUACGGGAUACAACUGUGGGGAACGGCCAGCAACAGUAAUAUAGAUAUCUUGGAGAAAUUCCAGAGAAAAGUUCUGAGAACAAUGUUUGGCAUCCCUCAUAGUUUAAGUAAUAGAUACGUAUACCUCGACCUUGGUCUAAAAACAGUUCGACAGGAAAUAGCUCAAAACAGCCUGAAAUACCAGGAGAAGCUGACCGUCCAUGUAAACAAUCUCUGA